Molecule: messenger RNA, 669 nt
Organism: Fusarium vanettenii 77-13-4
Lineage: Eukaryota; Fungi; Ascomycota; Sordariomycetes; Hypocreales; Nectriaceae
Exons: 3
Coding region: 1-669 (222 amino acids)
Source: RefSeq, a predicted model, not a curated record
AUGACGCAGUUGACAGCGUAUCUCGCCGUAUUGGGUCUUCCCAUCUGUUCAGUCUCAGCCAUGGCCUUCUGCCUACUUGGGCCAUUGAUGUCAAUGAUCAAUCGGGCAGUGUCAAGGACCGUAGCGAACUGGCAACGCUUGACUCUCCUCACUACAAUGUUUGAAGAACGCUUUACCAGAGUCGUAGGCUAUGCACCCAUCGAAUUCGUCCAAGGUCCAAAGGCGGGCGGUGCCUUCUAUCCAAAAGACCAUGCGAUUCCCGGCCUUACAGACCGACAAGCCAUGUGGAACGGCGCUGGCCUUCCGCCCACCGACACACCGUUCGAGAUCGAACUGCCUGCCGACUUCAAUUUCGGCAAGUAUAUUUGGGGAACCCACGGUGCUGAAUGGGCUGCAAUUCAAAAGGCAGGAAGAUUUAAGGAUGAGCUUCGGUUCACGUGGGCAUACAAGCACGCCAUCCCCGACGGCCACCCAUUUGUUGGAGAUGUCUCCCACGCCGGGAUCGCCAAGGUCCCCCGAGUCUUGGUACUCGGGUAUGUCAUAGACCCCGACUCGGACUUUGGAGUUUGGAACGACGACCUGAUGACCUUCUGGCGCAUGGUGGCCUGUUGGUGGGCUAGUUUUUGCCUGGGAAAGGACAUCUCUCUCUGGGAGUUUCUCUGUGGCUAG